This is a messenger RNA of Phlebotomus argentipes, 1962 nucleotides long. It is a transcript of the gene Zasp67, whose product is annotated as titin. NCBI's taxonomy places the organism in Eukaryota, Metazoa, Arthropoda, Insecta, Diptera, Psychodidae. Gene Ontology annotation, cellular component: stress fiber; adherens junction; Z disc. Gene Ontology annotation, molecular function: muscle alpha-actinin binding; actin binding. Gene Ontology annotation, biological process: muscle structure development; actin cytoskeleton organization. The transcript has 7 exons. The record is from RefSeq and is a predicted model, not a curated record. The coding region runs from base 151 to 1878 and encodes 575 amino acids.
AAUUGAACGCUUAGCUGGUCGUGAGUCCAAGGAAUAUAUAGUGCUAGAUUUCUUGACUAUCCUCUUGGUUGAAAGUCGGUGACUUUUCCGGUGCUUUGGAGUGAUUUUCGCAGUGAUCGAGCAAGUUUUCUCUGAGUAGAAAAGUGCACAAUGGUGGUUGAUUUGAAAUUCUCAAAGUUCAACGACACUCCUUGGGGAUUCCGCCUCACCGGAGGGGCGGAUUUUGACUUUCCCCUCACUGUUAUCAAAGUGACCGAAGGCAGUUUGGCGGCGCAGGCAGGAAUGCAACUCGGCGAUGUCGUUGUCCGUAUCAACGACACUCCUGCCAGCAGUCUCUCCCACUUGGAAGCGCACAAUGUUCUCCUGGCGGCUGGAAACAACUUCAUGCUUGGCGUGAUCAGAGAAAACGAGCAAGAUGCCAUUGCGGCUCCUGAUGAAUCGGUAACUAUAGGCAAUCCUGCAGCAGAAGUUCCCGCUCUUCCUGCCAACAUACAAGAACAAACGAUAAUCGAGGAGCCAACCCAAGAGGCGAUUGAGGAGAAGUUGAUGGAUGUCGUGGUGACUGAUGAUCAAAUAGCUGAGGUCAUUUCCAGUGAGGCCGAAGUGCUCAAGGAACAUAACGUGAUUGGCGUGAACUUCAACAAAAUUAUUCCUCAGGCUCUCUCGCUCAAGACUAGUGAAGUGUUCAAGACUCUCAAUGCUCAAGCAGUACAGACGAAGGAGGAGAAAGUUCAGGAGGAACGCAAAUGGACCACUUUUCUUCAGAAGCCAAAUCGCCCAAUCCCAAAGUCAAAGUGGGAUAUUGAGCAAGAAAAGAGGGAGUCAUACAAAGUGAAGAUUGUGAAGCAGCCAAAGCCGCGAAUUGCUCCUGAUCGAGUAGCCACACCUCCACCCAUGAUGAUUCAACCUGAUUCUCCUAAGGAAGAGCCAGAAAGAGUCCCAGAAACUAAUGAAUCAGCUGAGCAGCCUCUGCCAUCACAAUCAGAUGCUCCAGAGGAAGAAGAAAUUGAUCUACAAGCCGAAGAAGUGGUUGAAUUGGUGGCUUCAACGGCUGAUGACGAAGUGCCCGAUCUAGAGGAGCCUCAGGUUCAGGCAGAACCUGAGAAUCCUGAUGAACUUCCGCGAGAGCUUGAGGAGAAAUUGGCUGAUGUUCAGCGUCAAUUACUGUCUUUGUCGAAUUUGCCUCACGCUAUUCAGGCAACAUUAGAUGCUGUUACUGAACAACUCUCGAAAAUUGUGCCUGCAACCAAAGAGGAAAUUCAGGAAGAUCCGACAGAAUGCCAGGAGGAUGUCCGUCAGGAGAUCACUGCAGAAGAGCGGGGAGAAAAUGAAGUUAGUCUCGAGGAUCAGGAGGUGUCAGAGAUACAUAGAGAGAUUGAAGAGGAGCUGGUGAGUCCUGAACCAGUGGAGCGUGGGCAAGAAAUAUCAGAGAUAAUGAAUGAAGAUGUUCAAGACAUGGAACAAGAAACUGAAGAGGACCUGGACCACCAGCAGCGCCUGAUUGGCGAGCGAACACCCAAGAGACCGCCAAAGCCCAAACUCACCUCUGUCUUUGGCCCGCUCGUGCCACAGGAGAGGCCCAUCUUCUUGCCCGGUGGACGAAAGUGGCGGAAGCCGAAAGACGCCUUCAAUGACGAAUUCAUAGCGGAAGUUCUCAGCUCCCAGGCGGAACUCAUUAUUGGCACCACUCUUGGGGUGAACUUCUUGAAGUACCAGAAGCCAGAGAAGAAGGUGGAUCUGAGGAAUAGCGAGGUGUACCGAAUGAUUCAUCGCAUGGACAAGGAGCCGACCCACGGAAUUGCCGUUCGGCCUGAAAAAGUGCUGACAGCAGAUGAUGUUCAUCGAAGCUCUCCACCGGUCGCUGCCUGUGGACAGUAGAAGCUGAAAUAGAUUGCGUGGAAUUGUUUGGGUUGUUCUUUUGUAACUUAGCACUUAUUUAAAUAAACAAUACGAGAGGGGUAA